AAAGCAACAAAAUUAGGUAAAAUCCAUUCGAAACAAAUCGAUCGGGUUUGAUAUUCUUGUGGGUUUUUUUUAUGACUCAAAGCGGAAGUUCACUCCUCAGAAAAGAAUUUGAUUGCUUUGAAGAUGUCUCAAUUAUCAGAGGAUCAACUUUCAGAGGUACAGGAAACUUUUAACCUCUUUGAUCAGCGUGGUGAUGGUAAAAUUGCUGCGGCACAAUUAGGAGACGUACUCCGAGCCCUAGGACAAAAUCCAACAGAGAUUGAGGUUAAGAAAUGUGGAUAUGCAAAUAACCCAGAUGCCAGAAUCUCCUUUGAAGUCUUCAUACCCAUACUACAGACCAUCAGCAAAAACCGAGACCAUGCUACAUUUGAUGACUUUGUAGAAGGACUCAAGAUGUUCGACAAAGAUCAGAAUGGAUUCAUCACAUCUGCUGAACUCAGACAUAUCCUUACCUCCCUUGGAGACAGACUAUCGGAUGAAGAUGUAGAUCAAUUAUUUCAGGGCAUGGAAGACUCUCAGGGCAACAUCAAUUACGAAGAGUUCAUUAAGAUGGUCAUGAACGGUUGAAGAACAUGCUGGUUUCUGUUAGUUAGCUACACAAUAUUAUUAAUCACAAGUACAUGUGUAUUGAUCAAUUUUAAUGACAUUUCAUGUAACCCCCGCUUCUGUGAAGAGAGAGAGAGUCAGACAAAAAAUUUAGAAAUCAUACUCCAUUGUGAUUUGAGUGCUAGCAGUGAUCAAGUUAAUGAAAGCUUUUGUCUAAAAGUUUCAAAUUAUUUAAGACUAGGUAUUAAAUUUUUUGGAACAUAUUUGAAAAAUGGAUAAGUUAAGUCAUUAGUUCCAAUUUUUAAGGACCAAGGUUUUCAUAUUUUGUUUAAGAUUAUCCUAUUUACAUUGUUUAUUAUAUUUUGAAAUUUGUAUGCAAUUUAUAAUAAAUAUUUCAAGCACUU
Magallana angulata is the source of this 950-nucleotide messenger RNA. Its product is annotated as myosin-2 essential light chain-like. The record is from RefSeq and is a predicted model, not a curated record. The transcript is spliced from 6 exons. NCBI's taxonomy places the organism in Eukaryota, Metazoa, Mollusca, Bivalvia, Ostreida, Ostreidae. Bases 124 to 567 code for a protein of 147 amino acids. Gene Ontology annotation, cellular component: myosin II complex. Gene Ontology annotation, molecular function: calcium ion binding.